AUGAGCAGCGCGGGUUUGUUCGGGAGGGUGCUGCCGAAGCCAGCCUCGAAGUUCCCCGUCAAGAGAUACAACUUCCUGGUGCCCGACAUCUUCCCUGUCAAAGCUGUCGACGUCGAUGAGGAUUUGUCCAGCGCGGUGAAGAAGCACAUUGAAAAGCUGCAGGAAUAUGUGUCAAAGAACUCGGAGAGGGCGCCAAAGGUGUCCCGCCGACUGGACAGAAAGAUCCGCAAGUGCCUCAUCAAAAAGAAGAAGUACGGGAACAUCAAGAUUGCUGUGCACGCAUUCAUCUACCUAUUGCAGCAUAGCAACAAGGGGGAUGCAGUGCUCUAUGCACAGGAGCUCGUCAAAGACCAGCCUGUGAUCGCAGUGGGACGCGAAGGCCAAUGCGUGCCUGGUGGUGUGUCGUCCUUGUUUUCAUCCAGCCAGGGAGGUCGGAUAAAAGGCUCUCUGAUCAGGCUCCUUUUGGAACACCACAGUAUCCAUCUCCGCAUUUUGGGAGCUGAGCUCUUGGCACACUUCCUUCAGCAACAGACAGAUGGUGACAACCAGGCUGAGAUUGAGUCACUGGUUCCCAUCGUCUCCAGAAAUUGCCGCCACCCAGCACCGUCAGAACUCGAUGGCACAAGCAAUGGGAAAGUACAAGAGCUUCGUACCGCCGGCCUUCGGGCCCUCAGAGAGCUCAUUGCUUUCAUGGAACGCCUCUCUGCAGCACCUCAGCAUUUGGACGACCUCAUCGUGUUUGCAGCUCUCUGGGACAGCCCGUGCCAGCACUGUGACUGCCCCAUUCAUUUCCAGUCUGCUUGUGAUCCUGUAGGCAACAGUACUGGAUAA
Messenger RNA from Ostreobium quekettii, 831 nucleotides. Lineage: Eukaryota; Viridiplantae; Chlorophyta; Ulvophyceae; Bryopsidales; Ostreobiaceae. The record is from the annotation of a GenBank genome assembly.